AUGGUUGCCUUCAACACCAUCGUCCUCGCCGCUCUCGGCAUCCCCUCGGCUCUAGCCUGCGUGGCCAAGAGCAACAUGCCCUCGCCCUCGUCGACAGUCAGCAGCUCCGCCCCCAUCGAGGUCGCCGCGGGCAAGAGCUUCGACGGCGGAAACAAACGCUACGAUCGCAAGGGGUACACUUGCAAGAACCAAUCAGAAGGAGGCCAGGCCGACACUGUAUUCAUCCUGCGAAAGGGCGCCACCCUCAAGAACGUCAUCAUUGGUAAGAACCAAGGCGAGGGUGUGUACUGUCUUGGAGGAGGAUGCACCAUCGAGAAUGUCUGGUUUGAGGACGUCUGUGAGGAUGCCAUCUCCAUCAAAGAUGAUGCUGCCGGUGCUGUCACCACCAUCCGAGGAGGUGGCGCUUUCAAGGCUUCCGAUAAGAUCGUCCAGCACAAUGGCUGUGGAAAGGUCCAGAUCUACAACUUCUAUGCCGAAGACUACGGUAAAGUAUACCGAUCUUGCGGAACUUGCCAAGCCUGCAAGCGCGAAGUCUACGUCGAGGGAGUCACGGCUCGCAAGGGUGGCGAGGUCGUCGGGAUCACCAAGAGCAACGGCGACACUGCGAAGCUCGUCAACGUUUGCACCGACGCCAAAACUCCCUGCCAGAACUACAGCGGACCUGGCAACAAGGAUGGGGCCUGCUAA
Molecule: messenger RNA, 687 nt
Organism: Clonostachys rhizophaga
Lineage: Eukaryota; Fungi; Ascomycota; Sordariomycetes; Hypocreales; Bionectriaceae
Source: the annotation of a GenBank genome assembly